Molecule: messenger RNA, 2923 nt
Organism: Parasteatoda tepidariorum (common house spider)
Lineage: Eukaryota; Metazoa; Arthropoda; Arachnida; Araneae; Theridiidae
Gene: AlaRS
Product: alanine--tRNA ligase, cytoplasmic
Biological process (GO): alanyl-tRNA aminoacylation
Cellular component (GO): mitochondrion; cytoplasm
Molecular function (GO): ATP binding; nucleic acid binding; alanine-tRNA ligase activity
Source: RefSeq, a predicted model, not a curated record
GUUCGUUACUUCUUUUUGCCUCAACUCAGCAACUUCGGCGCAAUGUGUUCGUUUCUUUUUGACUUGUUUCUUUUCCGAAAAACGUGUUGUUAUGAGUGGACUUGUCAUCUCUUUAUUGACCCAAAUACAUUUAUAAAGGCAAUAUGAAUACUCAAUUGACAUCUAAGGAAAUACGCCAGCAAUUUUUGGAUUUUUUCAUCAAGAAAUAUGAGCAUAAAUAUGUUCAUUCGUCACCUGUCAUUCCACAUGAUGACCCCACUUUGCUGUUUGCUAAUGCCGGAAUGAAUCAGAAAGAAAUAUGUCAGUGGUCAUGGGAGUUAUUAACUGAAGUAUUCAAGUUAUCUAAAGAUCGCCUCUAUGUAACAUAUUUUGGAGGAAAUGCAGCUUUGGGAUUAGAUCCUGAUGAUGAAUGUAAAGAAAUCUGGAAACAAGUUGGCUUGCCAGAAGAAAGGAUUUUACCUUUUGCAAUGAAAGACAAUUUUUGGGAAAUGGGAGAAACUGGUCCCUGCGGACCAUGCUCAGAAAUUCAUUAUGAUAGAAUUGGAGGAAGAGAUGCUGCACAUUUAGUAAAUGCAGAUGUACCUGAUGUCUUAGAAAUUUGGAAUCUUGUGUUCAUUCAAUUCAAUAGAGAAAAUGAUGGUAGUUUGAAACCACUCCCUAAAAAGCAUGUUGAUACUGGAAUGGGUCUUGAAAGAUUGGUAUCUGUGAUUCAAGAUAAAUCAUCCAAUUAUGAUACAGAUUUAUUUCAACCUAUAUUCUUAUCAAUUCAACAAUCCACAGGUGCUGUCCCCUAUGGAGGUAAAGUAGGACCGGAUGAUGUAACUGGCAUAGAUAUGGCUUACAGAGUAUUAGCUGAUCAUGCUAGAACUUUGACUGUGGCACUAGCUGAUGGUGGCAGACCUGACAAUACAGGCCGAGGUUAUGUUCUAAGAAGAAUAUUGAGGCGUGCAGUUCGAUAUGCAUCUGAAAAGUUAUCUGCUAAACCAGGGAUGUUUGCAAGUCUUGUACCAGUUGUUAUCAACAUUUUAGGUGAUAUAUUUCCUGAACUUUCAAAAGAUCCACAAACAAUUAUGGAUAUAAUUAAUGAUGAAGAAGCACAAUUUCUAAAGACACUAAAUCGAGGGAGAUUGUUGUUGGAACGAGCCAUCAAGAAACUUACUUCAAAUGUUCUGCCAGGGGAUGUUGCAUGGAGAUUAUAUGAUACAUAUGGAUUUCCAGUUGAUCUUACACAGUUAAUGGUUGAAGAAAAAGGUUUAGAAGUUGAUAUGAUCGGCUAUGAAGAAGCUAAAAAGCAGGCUCAACUUAUGUCUCAAGCUAAAGGUGAAGGUGUUGUUGAUGAAAUUAAGCUAGAUGUUCAUGCUAUAUCUGACCUUCAAUCCAAAGGUGUUCCUGCUACAGAUGACUCUCCUAAAUACUCUUAUCGCUCUCUAUCUGACAGUAUGGACUCAAAAUAUGAAUUUGAUUCCUGUCUGGGCACUGUCUUAGCAUUAAGAAUUCAAAAAGCCUUCACUGACCAUGUUGAAAAUGGUCAAGAGUGUGGUAUCAUAUUAGAUAGAACCUCAUUUUAUGCUGAAGCUGGAGGCCAAAUUUAUGAUACAGGCUUCAUGGUCAAAGAGAAUGAUGAGGAUACUGAAUUCACUGUUAAAGAAGUCCAACUUCAAGGUGGUUAUGUUAUACACUUAGGUACACUUUGUGGCUCAGUAAAAGUUGGAGAUAAAAUGAAACUAAUGAUAGAUGAGGAAAGGAGAAAGCUGGUAAUGAAUAAUCAUACUGGAACACAUAUCUUGAAUUUUGCUCUUAGAAAAGCUUUAGCAACCGAAUGUGAUCAGAAAGGUUCAUUAGUUGCACCUGACAGACUAAGAUUUGAUUUCACUAACAAGGGAGCUAUGACUGUUGCACAGGUCAAAGAGGCAGAAAUAGUUGCCAAUCAAGCAGUUAGAAAAAAUGGAGAAGUAUUUGCUAAAGACACCCCUUUACCUGAGGCUAAAGCAAUUCAAGGUUUAAGAGCAGUUUUUGGAGAGGUGUAUCCUGAUCCAGUUAGAGUUAUCUCCAUAGGCAUAUCAGUAGAUGAUCUCUUAUCAGAUCCUUCUGGUCCUGGGGGAAAUGAAACAUCUGUUGAAUUUUGUGGUGGGACACAUCUAAAGAGAUCUGGUCAUAUUGGCGAGUUUGUUAUUUCUUCAGAAGAAGCCAUUGCUAAGGGCAUUCGAAGAAUAGUUGCUCUUACUGGUCCUGAAGCUGUCAAAGCCAAUAAACGCUCAGAAUUACUUCAAAAUGAAGUUGAGAAUUUAAAAAAUCUAAUGUGUGAUAAAAGAGCUUCAAUAAGUCAGAAAGAAAUGGUCAAACGGAUAGUUGAUUUAACAGAAGAAAUUUCGCAGUCAAACAUUUCCUAUUGGAAAAAAGAUGAGAUGCGAAACAAUCUGAAAAAUCUCAAGAAACAGCUAGAUGAUUUAGAUCGUGCCAAUAAGGCUGCUGUUGUUCAAACUAUAACAGAAGAAGCAAAACAUAUGUUUGAAACUCAGUCUGAAAAUAAAAACAUUCCAUUCCUUGUUCAUGAAUUUGCUGCUGGAUUCAAUGCUAAGGCUUUAGAUGCUGCAUUGAAGCAGGCAAAGUUGUACUCACCUGAAACUGCUGUGAUGUUUUUCACUAGAGAUGCCGAUGCUGAAAAAGUGUUAUGUAUGAGCUCAGUACCCCAGAAUGCCACUUCUAAAGGGUUGAAAGCUAAUGAAUGGGUUCAGCAAGUGUCUCAAGUCAUUAAUGGUAAAGGUGGUGGCAAGCCAGAAUCUGCUCAAGCCACAGGAACUAAUACUGGUGCAGUAGACGAAGCUAAAAAUAUAGCAAAAAAAUUUGCCGAAAUGAAAUUGAGCUAAUGAUAGCAGUGCUAUUUAAAGUACGGACCAUUAAAUAAAGAUUUAAAUUAUUUAUA